AUGCCUCCUCCGCCGCACCAAAAGCCCGAGAAUGUUCUCAAAAGGGCUCACGAACUCAUCGGAGUCGGCCAGGCUCCCGCCGCCUUGACUCUGCUCCAUGAGCAUAUCACCAACAAGCGCUCCCGAAAUGUCCCAAUUAUGUCGCUGGAGCCUGUGAUGCUCCUCCUCGUCGAGCUUUCUGUCGAACAAAAGAAGGGCAAGCUUGCCAAGGACGCCCUUUACCAAUACAAGAAUAUUUCCCAGAACACAAAUAUUGCUACCAUCGAGCUGGUCCUUAAGAAGUUCAUUGAGCUCGCGGUUGAGAAGGUUACUGCUGCCCAGCAAAAGGCCGACGAAGUUCAGGAGAGCAUUGACGCUACUGCCGGUGCCUCCAACAUCGACGAUCUCGAGGCCACCGAGACCCCGGAGUCCAUACUCCUUGCUACCGUCUCCGGUGAGCAGUCCCGAGACCGUACCGACCGGGCUAUCGUCACUCCUUGGCUCAAGUUCCUCUGGGAGGCCUACCGAACUGUCCUCGACAUUCUCCGAAACAAUGCUCGUCUCGAGAUCCUCUACCAGAGCACCGCCACCCAGGCAUUUGACUUUUGUCUCAAGUACACUCGCAAGACCGAGUUCCGUCGCCUCUGCGAGCUCCUCCGAAACCAUGUGCAGACCGCUGCCAAGUACUCCUCUCAGAUGCACGCCAUCAAUCUGAGCGACCCCGACACUCUCCAGCGACACCUUGAGACACGUUUCCAGCAGCUCAAUGUCGCGGUAGAGCUCGAGCUCUGGCAGGAGGCUUUCCGAAGUGUCGAGGAUGUUCACACUCUCCUUAGCCUCAGCAAGCGACCUCCCAAGAAUGUCAUGAUGGCCAACUACUACGAGAAGCUUACGCGGAUUUUCCUUGUUGGCGAGAACUACCUCUUCCACGCUGCGGCUUGGUCGCGAUACUACACUCUUCUCCGCCAGUCCUCUGUCCUGGUUGCCACUGGCCAGGGCAAGAAGGCUGACAAUCCCCCUGCCUCCGAUGCUGAGCUUCAGAAGGCCGCCUCUUUCGUUGUACUAUCCGCCCUUGCCAUCCCUGUCAUCAGCACAUCCCGAUCUCGAGGGGCCAUGGUUGACUUCGACGAGGCCAGAAAGAACAAGAACUCUCGUUUGACUCACCUCCUUGGAAUGUCUCAAGCCCCUACUCGUGCCAGACUGUUCCGGGAUGCUCUCUCAAAGUCCCUUCUUCAGCGCGCUCGCCCUGAGAUUCGGGAGCUUUACGAGAUCCUUGAGGUCGACUUCCACCCUCUGUCCAUUUGCCAAAAGAUCUCUCCUAUCCUGACCAAGAUUGGCGCCGAUUCUGAGAUGGAGAAAUACAUUCUUCCCCUGCAGCAGGUCAUCCUUACCCGUCUGUUCCAGCAGCUUUCCCAAGUCUACGAAACCGUCGACCUGUCUUUCGUCGAGAGCCUGGCUCAAUUCCCGGAGCCCUACCAGGUCACUCGUGGAACUAUCGAGAAAUUCAUCAUGAAUGGUAACAAGAAGGGUGAUCUUUCUGUCCGAAUGGCCCAUGCCACAGGGGUUCUGAGCUUCGAUAACGAUGUCUUCUCAUCCUCCAAGGCUAGCCACGGCGGGUCCUCUGCUGGUUCUGCAGAGUCUGAGACCGGUACCGUCCAGCGUCUUCAGAGCACUCCCUCUGAGAUUGUCCGCUCCCAGCUUACCCGCCUCGCCAAGUCUCUCUUCACCACCUGCCAUUACGUUGACCCCGGCUUCAACAAGGGGCGCCUCGAGGCUCGUGAAGCUGCUCUCGCUCGCGCCAAGGCUGGCGCUGAGGAGGAGCAUCUCGCCAUUCUUUCACGAAAGGACCUUAUCCAGAAGCGCAAGGAGGUUGCUUCUGAGAUCCAAGCCAAGAAGGAGAAGGAGAAUGCCCGCCAGAAGAGACUUCGUGAGCAAGCCCUUCAAGAAGCUGAGGAUCUUCGUCUCGCCAAUGAGCAAAAGGAGCGCGAGGCCAAGCGCCUCAAGGCUGAACGCGACCGAGUUCGCAAGGAGGAACUCAAGAAGCAGAUCGCCGAUCUCAAAAUUGGCGACAAGGCUAUCGAUAUUGAUCUGGAGGAUCUCGACAACCUUGACAGCAACCGCCUACGCGCAAUGAAGCUGGCUCAGCUCGAGCGUGAAAAGAAUGAUGUCAACGAGCGUCUCCGCAUCACUGGCAAGCGCCUCGAUCAUCUUGAACGUGCUUUCCGUAAGGAGGAAGCCAAGAAACUACACGAGGACUAUGCCAAGCAAAUUGAGCAGGACCGCAAGAUCUAUGAGACUGUCAAGGCCCAAACCCUCAAGGAUGCUGAGCAGAAACACAAGGAGAGUGUUGAACUCAAACACCGACUCAGUCGACUGGUGCCUCAGUACGAGGAGUUCCGUGACUCCCUCCAUGAACGCCGUCGUGAUGAGUUCGAGAAGCGCCGUCGCGACGCUGAGCGUGAGCUUGAGAAGCAGAUCGCGCAGCGCAAGAAGGAGGUCCGAGACCGACGUCUUCGUGAGAAGCGUGAGCGCGAGGAGAAAGAGCGUGAGCUACGUGAGGCUGAAGAGCGCGCUGCUCGUGAGAAGGAGGAGCAGCGCAUUCGGGAUGAAGCUCGUAAGGAAGAGCUUGCCAAGCUCAAAGAGCAGCGGGAGAAGGAACGUCAAGAGAUGCUGGAGAAGGCUGCCCUUCAACAGCGACGCGAAGAAGAAGCACUGGCUCGUCGCAAGGCGGAGAAGGCCCAAGGGGCUGGUAGCUUCUCUCGUGGACCAGAGCGCACAGAUUCGUCCGAGGGCCGAAGACCACCGGUCUUUGGUGCCGGCAAAUGGCGAGAACGUGAGGCGGCCAGCCGUGAAGCUGGUGAUGCUCCUCCUUCUCGAGCACCUCCUGCCGAGAGGUCUGAUUCCAACGACCGACCUUCUGCUGGUGGUCCUCCCAAGCUUAAUCUCACUGGUGGCAAGCCCAGCUGGCGAGAGCGUGAGGCUGCAAAGCAAGCCGCUGGUGGCGGAGCUGAUGCUGGAUCUUCCGCCCCUCCCCCUCGCUUCGCGCCUCGGGGUGGUGCGCCACCUAUGGACCGAAGCGGCUCCGGCCGUGCUGAGGAGGAUCGAAAGCAGUCUCCCGCUCCUCCUGCGGAAUCCCUACCUGCUUCACGAACAGCCGGCAAGUGGGUUCCUCCUCACAUGAGGAACAAAUAA
Fusarium mangiferae is the source of this 3171-nucleotide messenger RNA. RefSeq lists its product as uncharacterized. Bases 1 to 3171 code for a protein of 1056 amino acids. The transcript is spliced from 3 exons. Gene Ontology annotation, molecular function: translation initiation factor activity; mRNA binding. Gene Ontology annotation, biological process: formation of cytoplasmic translation initiation complex; translation reinitiation. Lineage: Eukaryota; Fungi; Ascomycota; Sordariomycetes; Hypocreales; Nectriaceae. The record is from RefSeq and is a predicted model, not a curated record. Gene Ontology annotation, cellular component: eukaryotic translation initiation factor 3 complex, eIF3m; multi-eIF complex; eukaryotic translation initiation factor 3 complex, eIF3e.